AUGCAGCCGUCCCAGAAACGCUUCAUCAUCAAGAAGAAGCUGGCGCGCAAGGCGCGGCAGAACCGCCCCAUCCCCCCAUGGAUCCGCUUUAGGACCGGCAACACCAUCCGCUACAAUGCGAAGCGCCGGCACUGGCGGCGCACCAAGCUGGGCAUCUGA
This is a messenger RNA of Chlorella variabilis, 159 nucleotides long. RefSeq lists its product as hypothetical. Gene Ontology annotation, molecular function: structural constituent of ribosome. The coding region runs from base 1 to 159 and encodes 52 amino acids. The record is from RefSeq and is a predicted model, not a curated record. The transcript has 2 exons. Lineage: Eukaryota; Viridiplantae; Chlorophyta; Trebouxiophyceae; Chlorellales; Chlorellaceae. Gene Ontology annotation, cellular component: ribosome; cytosolic large ribosomal subunit. Gene Ontology annotation, biological process: translation.